GACUCAUGGACGACCUGAGUUAAAAGUUCGUGUUUUUUCGAGUAUAAUUACAUAAAAUAAAAUCAAAAAACAGCAAUGAUGUCUUCUAUAUUGGGCAGAAAUUUCUUAAGGAUUUCUAAUGUUCUGUCUUCUGCAAAUUUUUUCAAUAGAGUAACAAAUGCGUAUCUUCAUAGAAGUCACGUUGUCCUUGGUGUAAAAGGAAUAGAAAUCAAAAUGCCUUCGUUAUCGCCAACUAUGACUGAAGGAACAAUUGUAAAAUGGUUAAAAAAAGAAGGUGAGGACAUUCCAGAAGAUACAAAGGAUAUUAAAAUAGGAACUGUUAUUGGUCUUAUGGUUGAAGAAGGUCAAGAUUGGAAAGACGUAGAAAUACCAACAAUUACUGAAACACCUAUUCAAGAGAAGGUGUCAAGCCAAGAGAGAUUACAAGAAACUCCAAAAAAGGUUCAGAAAACAAGAAUGAUGGGUCCAGCUGUAAAGACAUUGUUAGAAAAAUAUAAAAUCAAUCCAGAUGAAGUAUCUUCUACAGGGCCACAUGAAGUCCUACUGAAAGUCGAUGUAAUGAACUAUAUUAGUAAAUACCAAAUUAAAGAAAAACCUAUAGAAGUAAUUGCUGAAAAACCUCUUUCUACACCAUCUAUACCAUCUAUCACACCUACAGAUAUUAGUGAUUAUAUAGAUAUUCCACAUACGAAUAUGAGAAGAACAAUUGCUAAAAGACUAACAGAAUCUAAGACAACAAUACCUCAUAGUUAUAUGUCUAUAUGUUCUUGUGUUGAUGAAGUUAUUCAGUUUAGAAAAGAAUUAAAAAAUGAUGGAAUCGAUGUCUCACUUAACGACUUUGUUAUCAAAGCUGUUGCUUCUGCAUUACAUAGUGUGCCAGAAGUGAAUGUAAUGUGGAUGGGAGACAGAAUUCAACAGUUAUCAACUGUUGAUAUAUCUGUUGCAGUGGCCACAAAAAAUGGAUUAAUUACACCAAUUGUUAAAGAUGCAGAUAUAUUGGGUAUUCAAGAAAUCUCACGGUCAAUCAGGGUAAAUGUUAAUUAGUUCAAACUCUUUAUUUACGUAUCAUAAUUCUUUAUAAAAAGAAGAAAAAAAAAUUGUAAUUAGUCCCACAUCA
Centruroides sculpturatus (bark scorpion) is the source of this 1117-nucleotide messenger RNA. Its product is annotated as pyruvate dehydrogenase protein X component, mitochondrial-like. Gene Ontology annotation, biological process: pyruvate decarboxylation to acetyl-CoA. Lineage: Eukaryota; Metazoa; Arthropoda; Arachnida; Scorpiones; Buthidae. Gene Ontology annotation, cellular component: pyruvate dehydrogenase complex. The transcript has 8 exons. Gene Ontology annotation, molecular function: acyltransferase activity. The record is from RefSeq and is a predicted model, not a curated record. The coding region runs from base 76 to 1044 and encodes 322 amino acids.